AUGAAGCUGGGGCAUUUUUUCAACGAUUCCUUUUUGAGUCCGAUUUUACCCGUGAAUGCCGACGGGACUUGGUGUGGAUUUUUGCCGCAAGGUUCAUACGUGAUCCGAGUGGAUAGUCCUGCGACUGCGAAGAAUUCCGGAGUCAGUUUUGCCCCCUACGACAGGAAAGUUGUGCUGAGCGAAAAGCCGCUUUCGGGCUUGGAUUUCGUGCAAUUCAAAGCUGUGGUUGCAGGAAAGGUCUCGUGCGAUUUAGGCAACGGGGAAACCUGUUUUGGUGUUCGCAUCAAACUCAGUCCGGUCAUCGAAACACCUGCGGAGGGCUACGUACAAAAAUCCGUCGACUUGAAACCAUCGCUGGAAGAUAACUUCGAGUUCACAGACGUGCUCCCCGGACCCUACAAAAUCCUGGUAACCAGCGAAGGCUAUUGCUGGGAUAAAUCCACGACGGAGAUCGAAGUUUCGUCCUCGGACAUCCGAAACGUGGUCAUCAAACGCCUCGGGGUGUCGGUCACGUUUGAGUCUUCACACGCUACCCAAAUCGAUGCCGUGUCCAACGGUAGUCUCGUCGAGAGCUUCGAAGUGAAGGCCGGUGUCAGUGAGCGAUGCUUCAAGACCAGUGGACUCUACGAAUUUGUGCCUAAGGGAUGUCACGCGUUUGGGGACAAGAACGUGGUGGUGGACACUGGGGUGCCCGGCGGAGCGAAAGUGUCGUUGAGGGCGACCAAGCACGUGUUGAGUGGCGUCGUGAGGGCGGACGUUGGUGUGAAGGACCUGGUCGUGGCUAUCAAGGAUAGUGAUCAGUUGCUGGGUGAAUUGGGUCUCACACCGGUGUCGUCUGGAAAGGAGUUCGAGUACAAAUUUGACUUUUGGGCAUCUCCUGGAGACCAUCUCACCAUCACCCCGAUGGCUGCUGAACUCCUGUUCGACCCCGUGGAGUCUCAACUGACUAUGCCAAACGAUUGUCUCCCGAAUGGGCCGAAGUUUUCCGCGAAACGUGGCGUCUUUUACGUUGGCAGCGUCAAACCUCCGUUGCAGUAUGUAGAAUUUUUGGAUAUACAGCAAGACAUGAUGUUCGCCUGCUCCAUGUACCCAGUCACGCCGGGCUUUCUGGAAUCAGUCAGACGAGAACUCAAGUCCCAAGUCCGUCGCCUUCAUCAUCACGCAUCCAUCGUCGUCUGGGCCGGGAACAACGAGAACGAGGCGGCGCUUCGGGGCAACUGGUACGGAACUGCUGCCAAUUUCGACUUGUAUCGUCGGGACUAUGUCAAGUUGUACGUGGACGUUGUGCGGGAAGAGGUGCUGGCCGAGGACCAGAGCCGUCCUUUUGUCGUGUCGUCGCCGUCGAAUGGACGGCGCAGUGAGGAGGAGGGCUUUGUGGCGGAGAAUCCGUACGACGCGCGAUUUGGAGAUGUGCACUACUACAACUACUUGUCGGCGAGUUGGGACUGGAAAACGUACCCUCGGGCCAGGUUCUCGUCCGAGUACGGCUUCCAGUCCUGGUCAUCCCUGGCUGCACUCCAGCGGUCUUUCCCGUCCUCGGAACUCAGGUGGAACUCCGACCUCAUGACCCAUCGUCAGCAUCAUCCCGGGGGACAGGCUGAACUGGUGGCACAGGUUGAGCGGUACAUGGACUUGCCGCCGGACGUGAAUGAUUCCUUGUCGGGAUUUGCGUUUUUCCUGUACGAGAUGCAAGUGCAUCAGAGCAUGGCGGUGAGGACGGAGUCGGAGUUUCUGCGGAGGUCGAUGAGCGCCAUCUUUGGGAACGGGUCGGAAGGCAUGACGAUGGGGGCGCUGUAUUGGCAGACGAACGAGAUCUGGCCCGGGGCUUCGUGGGCGUCUCUGGAGUACGAUGGAAGUUGGAAGAUGCUGCACAAUUUUGCAGCUCGUUUUUUCGCGCCUUUACUAGUGUCGCCAUUCUUCAACGAAGCCGGGGAACUCGAAGUCUACCUUGUGUCGGACAAGUUGAACUCUGUGAACGACCUGCAACUAGAAGUGUCCCUUUUGAACCUGCGAUCUGGAGCCGUUAUGGACUCUCAACUCGUCCCAGUAGAUGCGCCGGCUCAAACUGCUCACAGUGUGUGGAAGACGCCUCUUCUGAUUCGUCCCGAGAAUGAGGUUAAGAAGAACAAGGGUCGUGCUGUUGUGGAGAGUCUUUAUUACUUCCGACUGCUUGAUAAAGACCAGAAUCGAGUCACGGAAGACAAUUUCCUACUGGUUGGAGACAUGCUGUCCGAUAUUCCAGCAGUGACUGUCAGAGUGAUAUCAGUCACCGGAAGUGGGCCAGAAUUUUCCGUCUCCCUAGAAUCCUCUGGAAUCGCCCUUUUUGUUUGGCUGGAAGCUGAGGACAUAUCGGGUCACUUUGCGGACAAUGGAAUAGUGUUUGUGCCUGGCAAGACGAGAGCUGAGGUCACAUUCAAAUGCCGAGACGAGUCGUGUCAGGUCACUGCAUCGCAACUGCAAAACGCUAUUCGAGUCACGACCCUGGCUGAUAAUCCGCUUUAUCAGCGAGAACGAGACCAGUCCAAGAACUUCUGA
This is a messenger RNA of Notodromas monacha, 2535 nucleotides long. The record is from the annotation of a GenBank genome assembly. Lineage: Eukaryota; Metazoa; Arthropoda; Ostracoda; Podocopida; Cyprididae.